Molecule: messenger RNA, 1591 nt
Organism: Brachypodium distachyon (stiff brome)
Lineage: Eukaryota; Viridiplantae; Streptophyta; Magnoliopsida; Poales; Poaceae
Product: F-box/FBD/LRR-repeat protein At1g13570
Exons: 4
Coding region: 31-1452 (473 amino acids)
Molecular function (GO): protein binding
Source: RefSeq, a predicted model, not a curated record
AAUCAGAUUGGUCAGUAAUCUAGAUAUCCAAUGGGCAAGAGAUGGGUUACGGAGAUGAGCCCUGAAGAAGCAUGUACAUUCAAGCUCCGACGCCUCAACGGCAGACCAAAGACGCCGCUGCACGAUCUCCCGGAGGAUGUAAUACAAAACAUAAUAUCGCGCUUGACUCUGAAGGAGGCUACGCGGAUUAGCACGCUGUCAAGUGAGUGGAAACAAAUCUGGAGAUACCACCCAGAUCUAAUCUUCAGUCUUGUCAAAUUGUUUGAUGGCAAGGAUAAGGGGGACCAAGAAUUUGUCAAUUGUGUUAAUUAUAUCCUGAAGCAUCACUAUUGCACUGCCGUGCACAACUUUAAGGUGAAUUAUGGACUCUCUGAAGAACACGGUGAUGAUCUUGAUGGAUGGCUCAGUUAUGCUCUUCUUUCGAAGGCAAGGAAUGUUGUUCUUGAUCUACGCCCUGCACCAAAAUGCCCCAAUGACGUCUACAAUUUCCCUCUGCAUCUUUUUGAUGAUCAAAACAGCUCCUCUGUCCAGUCCCUCCGACUUGCCCUAGUGUGCCUAAGGCCAAUUCCCAACUUUGGUGGCUUUGCGAACCUUCGAUCGCUCAAAUUGCAUAGAGUUUAUGUAUCAAAGGGCCUCCACCGCAUGCUCUCACACUGUACUGUUCUUGAGUGUUUAAGCCUGACAGACUGUUUCAUAACUUCCUUCACUAUGUCUGAGCCACUAGACCACCUGCAGUAUGUUUGUAUUCAGAAUUGCAGCCUACAAAGCAUGGAACUGCAUGCACCAAAUCUCACAGUAUUUGAGUAUUCAGAGCAGGAGAUACCGGUUGUGCUUGACAAAUCUCACAAACUGACAAAAGCAAAUAUCGAAGUUUUAUCAGAUUCUGACGAUCUAGACUAUGCGUUUAGUCAUCUUGUUAGUGCUAUGCCCAAUGUGGAGGAGAUCUCUCUUAGACUCCAUAUUGAAACUGAGGCACGAUGGUUCAUGACAAACAACCCAUGUGAUUUUGUUUGUCUUAGGCAUCUCCAUAUGGAGGUUUUAGUGGAUGGUAAUCCAGGUUGUUCAAGUGGGAUUCUUCGUUUGGCUUCCCUUUUGGAACUAACUCCUGUUUUGGAAGUUUUCAAUUUGCAUGUGCUGUUUAAUUCUAACCUGCGGUGCGGUGGUUAUCCGAGGAAGACCUCAGGGCGCAAACUUAGUCAUCUCGAGAGGGUAUACAUGUCAGGAUUUGCUGAUGUUCGUGGCCAGUUGGAGCUGGCUCGGUAUAUCCUCGAGCACGCCACCGCUCUGGAGCGCAUGGUCAUCGAUCCCGGUGUGAAGAAGACUCAUUUUGGCUCUUGUCGUGCGGUGUGGGUCAGGCAACAGCUCGAGGAUCUACUGGCAGGAAACAUGUUUUUUGGCCAGUUUCCAGAGGUCCUAACUGUUUUCAGGACACCUUCAUCAAUGCACCGAUGACCUGAUGGCGGUUCCUCCUGGCUCCUGCUGUGUUGGGCUUUUUUUUCAAUUGUAAAACCAGCCUUGUGUGUCGAGUUGCAAGUGUGAUGUUAACAACUGAUAGGCUAUUAUGUUAUUAAGAUAGUGUAUUUAACGUGAA